UCGGUUCCUCUCGGCUCUCGCCCCCCUCCCCUCCCUACAGCUGGCGGCGGGGGCUGCUCCUCGCAGAGCUCUGGGCCGGCUCUGUCAGCUGGGGCCCCCUGCGGCCGGCUGUGUCCCUCGCCGCUAGGACCUGCCAGUCUGCGCGCCAUGGCAGCGGCGGCAGCAUCCCCGCCAGCAUCCCCGCCAGCGGCGGCGGCGGUGGCGUCCACAGCCACCGCGGAUGCUAUUGUUCCCUAGUGUUAGUUGCUCUUUGGCUGCUUUUCAUCUGGAGCGAACAAUAGCAGCAGAGAGAGCUUUGCCUUCUCUUCUGGUGGAGAAAGAAGGACCGUCCCCUGCGAGAGUACUGCGGCUCCGGAGGCUGGAGCGGCUGCGGACAGCAUGGGGCUGCGAGCCGGGCGCCUGGCGUCCCCGAGCCGGGGCGUCCUGCAGCUGCUGCGGCUGCCACUGCUCUUGCUGCUCCUGCUGAGCUCCGGCGCCCGCGGGGCUGCGGCGCAGGGAGACUCCGAGGUGCCCACCCUCUAUCUCUGGAAGACGGGUCCCUGGGGACGGUGUAUGGGAGAUGACUGUGGACCAGGCGGCAUCCAGACCCGGGCUGUGUGGUGUGCUCACGUGGAAGGCUGGACAACACUGCAUACGAACUGCAAGCAGGCUGGGAGACCCAGUAACCAGCAAAACUGUUUCAAGGUGUGUGACUGGCACAAAGAGUUGUAUGACUGGAGGCUGGGGCCCUGGAAUCAGUGUCAGCCCGUGAUUUCCAAAAGCCUGGAGAAAGCUCGAGAAUGUGUGAAGGGAGAGGAAGGCAUCCAGGUGAGAGAGAUAACCUGCAUCCAAAAGGACAAGGACAUCCCCGCAGAGGACAUCAUCUGCGAGUACUUUGAGCCCAAGCCCCUCCUGGAACAGGCCUGCCUCAUCCCUUGUCAGCAAGACUGCAUCGUGUCUGAGUUCUCGGCCUGGUCCGAGUGCUCCAGGACCUGCGGCAGCGGCCUGCAGCACCGAACCAGGCACGUGGUCGCCCCGCCACAGUUUGGAGGCUCCGGCUGUCCCAACCUCACCGAGUUCCAGGUGUGCCAGUCCAACCCCUGCGAGGCGGAGGAAAGCAUGUAUAGCUUGCAAGUUGGGCCCUGGAGCGCAUGCUCCGUGCCACACUCACGGCAAACCAGGCAAGCCAGGCGUCGUGGCAAGAACAAAGAGCGGGAGAGGGAGAGAGGCAAAGCCGUGAAGGACCCAGAGGCCCGUGAGCUCAUCAAGAAGAAGAGGAACAGAAACAGACAAAACAGACAGGAGAACAGAUACUGGGACAUCCAGAUUGGGUAUCAGACCAGGGAUGUGAUGUGCACGAACAAGACUGGGAAAGCUGCGGAUCUCAGCUUUUGCCAACAAGAGAAACUGCCCAUGACCUUCCAGUCCUGUGUGAUCACCAAAGAGUGCCAGGUGUCCGAGUGGUUGGAAUGGAGCCCAUGUUCAAAAACAUGCCACGAUGUCACAUCCCCCACAGGCACUCGUGUCAGGACAAGGACCAUCAGGCAGUAUCCAAUUGCAAGUGAAAAGGAAUGUCCAGAACUUGAGGAGAAAGAACCCUGUUUGUCUCAGGGAGAUGGAGCUGUCCUCUGUGCUAUGUAUGGCUGGAGAACUACAGAGUGGACCGAGUGCCACGUGGACCCUUUGCUCAGUCAGCAGGACAAGAGACGUGCCAAUCAGACAGCCCUCUGUGGAGGUGGCAUCCAGACCCGGGAGGUAUACUGCAUACAAACUAACGACAACCUGCUCUCCCACUUAAAUACACAGAAGGACAAAGAAGCUUCAAAACCAGUGGACUCAAAAUUAUGCAGUGGCCCUGUUCCUAACACCACACAGCUGUGCCACCUUCCUUGUCCAGUGGAAUGUGAGGUUUCACCCUGGUCUGCCUGGGGACCUUGUACUUACGAGAACUGUAAUGACCAACAAGGGAGAAAAGGAUUCAAACUAAGGAAGCGGCGCAUUACGAAUGAGCCUACUGGAGGUUCAGGGGCAACUGGAAACUGCCCUCACUUACUGGAAGCCAUUCCCUGUGAAGAGCCAGCCUGCUAUGACUGGAAAGCAGUGAGACUUGGAGACUGUGAACCAGAUAAUGGAAAAGACUGUGGGCCAGGCACUCAAGUUCAAGAGGUUGUAUGCAUCAACAGUGAUGGAGAAGAAGUGGACAGACAGCUAUGCAGAGAUGCAAUCUUUCCCAUUCCUGUGGCCUGCGAUGCGCCAUGCCCAAAGGACUGUGUGCUCAGUGCAUGGUCCACAUGGUCCUCCUGUUCACACACCUGCUCUGGGAAAACCACAGAAGGGAAACAGAUCCGAGCUCGCUCCAUUCUGGCCUAUGCAGGUGAAGAAGGUGGAAUCCGCUGCCCAAACAGCAGUGCCUUGCAAGAGGUGCGCAGCUGUAAUGAGCAUCCUUGCACUGUGUAUCACUGGCAAACUGGUCCCUGGGGUCAGUGUAUAGAGGACACAUCAGUGUCAUCCUUCAAUACAACUACAACAUGGAAUGGGGAGGCCUCAUGUUCUGUGGGCAUGCAGACACGAAAAGUCAUCUGUGUUCGAGUCAACGUGGGCCAAGUGGGACCCAAGAAGUGUCCUGAAAGCCUUCGGCCUGAAACAGUGAGGCCUUGCUUACUUCCUUGUAGGAAGGAUUGUAUCGUGACCCCAUACAGUGACUGGACGCCAUGUCCCUCUUCAUGCAGAGAAGGGGACUCUGGAACCAGGAAGCAGUCUCGACAUCGGGUCAUCAUUCAGCUACCAGCCAAUGGAGGCCGGGACUGCUCAGACCCUUUAUAUGAAGAAAAGGCUUGUGAGGCCCCUCCCACGUGUUACAGCUACAGGUGGAAGACACACAAAUGGCGCAGGUGUCAAUUAGUUCCUUGGAGCAUCCAACAGGAUGUCCCUGGAGCUCAGGAAGGCUGUGGGCCUGGACGGCAGGCAAGAGCCAUUACUUGUCGAAAGCAAGAUGGAGGGCAGGCUAGCAUCCAGGAGUGCCUCCAGUAUGCAGGCCCUGUGCCAGCCCUGACUCAGGCUUGCCAGAUCCCCUGCCAAGAUGACUGUCAAUUUACCAGCUGGUCCAAGUUUUCUUCAUGCAAUGGAGACUGCGGUGCAGUUAGGACCAGAAAGCGUGCUAUUGUUGGAAAAAGCAAAAAGAAGGAAAAAUGUAAAAACUCCCAUUUGUACCCUCUGAUUGAGACUCAGUAUUGUCCUUGUGACAAAUACAAUGCGCAGCCUGUGGGAAACUGGUCAGACUGUAUUUUACCGGAAGGGAAGUCCGAAGUGCUGUUGGGAAUGAAGGUACCAGGAGACAACAAGGAAUGUGGACAAGGAUACCGUUACCAAGCGAUGGCGUGCUACGAUCAAAAUGGCAGACUCGUGGAAACAUCGCGAUGCAACAGCCAUGGUUACAUAGAAGAAGCAUGCAUCAUCCCCUGCCCCUCAGACUGCAAGCUCAGUGAGUGGUCCAACUGGUCUCGCUGCAGUAAGUCCUGUGGCAGCGGCGUGAAGGUCAGGUCCAAGUGGCUUCGAGAAAAGCCUUAUAAUGGAGGAAGGCCUUGCCCCAAACUGGACCAUGUCAACCAGGCACAGGUGUAUGAGGUCGUCCCGUGCCACAGUGACUGCAACCAGUACAUAUGGGUCACAGAGCCAUGGAGUGUCUGCAAGGUGACCUUUGUGGACAUGCAAGAGAACUGUGGAGAGGGUGUGCAGACCCGAAAAGUGAGAUGCAUGCAGAAUACAGCAGAUGGCCCUUCUGAACAUGUGGAGGAUUACCUAUGUGACCCAGAAGAUAUGCCCCUGGGCUCUAGAGAGUGUAAACUACCAUGCCCUGAGGACUGUGUGAUAUCUGAGUGGGGGCCAUGGACCCAGUGUGCUUUGCCUUGCAAUCCAGGUGGUUCCCGGCAAAGGUCGGCUGAGCCUAUCAGACAGCCUGCUGAUGAAGGAAGAAUCUGCCCCAAUGCCGUGGAGAAAGAGCCCUGUAAUCUGAACAAAAACUGCUACCACUAUGACUACAACGUCACAGACUGGAGUACAUGUCAGCUGAGCGAAAAGGCAGUUUGUGGAAAUGGCAUAAAAACAAGGAUGUUGGACUGUGUUCGAAGUGAUGGCAAGUCUGUUGACCUGAAAUAUUGUGAAGAGCUUGGCCUAGAGAAGAACUGGCAAAUGAACACAUCCUGCAUGGUGGAAUGCCCUUUGAACUGUCAGCUUUCAGACUGGUCUCCUUGGUCAGAAUGCUCUCAAACAUGUGGACUCACAGGAAAAAUGAUUCGAAGACGAACAGUGACCCAGCCCUUUCAAGGUGAUGGGAGACCUUGCCCUUCGCUGAUGGAACAGUCCAAGCCUUGCCCAGUGAAGCCAUGCUAUCGUUGGCAGUAUGGCCAGUGGUCUCCAUGCCAAGUUCAGGAGGCCCAGUGUGGAGAAGGAACCAGGACACGGAAUAUUUCUUGUGUAGUGAGUGAUGGCUCAGCUGAUGAUUUCAGCAAAGUUGUCGAUGAAGAAUUCUGCACUGACAUUGAGCUCAUCGUAGAUGGUAAUAAACAGAUAGUGCUGGAGGAAACCUGCACCCAGCCUUGCCCAGGUGACUGCUAUUUGAAUGACUGGUCUUCAUGGAGUCUGUGUCAGCUGACAUGUGUGAAUGGUGAGGAUCUUGGCUUUGGUGGAAUACAGGUCCGAUCCAGAGCAGUGAUUAUACAGGAACUGGAGAAUCAACAUCUGUGCCCAGAGCAGAUGUUAGAAACAAAGCCAUGUGAUGAUGGACAGUGCUACGAGUAUAAGUGGAUGGCGAGUGCUUGGAAGGGCUCCUCUCGAACAGUCUGGUGUCAAAGGUCAGAUGGUGUAAAUGUAACAGGUGGCUGCUUGGUGGUGAGCCAGCCUGAUGCUGACAGGUCUUGUAACCCACCCUGUAGCCAACCCCACUCAUACUGUAGUGAGAUGAAGGCAUGUCGUUGUGAAGAAGGGUACACUGAAGUCAUGUCCUCCAACAGCACCCUUGAGCAAUGUACACUUAUCCCAGUGGUGGUGAUUCCCACUGUGGAGGACAAAAGAGGAGACGUGAAAACCAGUCGGGCAGUUCACCCGACCCAACCCUCCACUAACCCAGCAGGACGGGGCAGGACCUGGUUUCUACAGCCCUUUGGACCAGAUGGGAGACUAAAGACCUGGGUUUAUGGUGUCGCAGCAGGGGCAAUUGUGCUGUUAGUCUUCAUUGUCUCCAUGAUUUAUCUAGCUUGCAAAAAGCCAAAGAAACCCCAAAGACGACAAAACAACCGCCUCAAACCUUUAACCUUAGCAUAUGAUGGAGACGCCGAUAUGUAACAUUGAAUAUUCCUGGAAACAACCAAGCUUGGCCUUUUGCCUUUGAGUAGACAUCCAGGGGCCACAGUGCCAGUAUUCAAAUUAUGAAUUAUAAUUCACUUUAACUGUUAUGAACACUAUCAUUAAGAAAAAAAGGAGAAAGCCCUACUCCCACUGGGAACAUUCAAGACAGUGCCACUGACAUAUAGAGUCAACCUUGAGAAUUCUAGGAGAUGAAGUGGAAUGCAUGUUGUGUCUUGAGAGUUUUGUAUCAUCUUUUCAGAAAUCCACCAAUUGGAAAAAAAAAACACUUUUGGUUUCUAAAAAGCAGUGAGGAAAUUGGCCAAUUUGGAAGCCAGAUGCAAGACUGCUUACAGCACUAACCCACAGAACUUUCUAGCAUGAAGAGUUCAUAAUGAAGGCUUUUCAAUUCUACACUUAAGUAUAACAACAUGUAUACUCAAUCAAAUGACUUACAAUAUGAUGUCAUCUUAUAUACUUGUUAAUAAUCAACUUUUAACAGUAAAGAAGACAUAAGCCCUAUGCUAGAUGAAGAACCCAUUGAACAAUUUAGCAUCUUCAUGGUUGAUGGUAGCUUUUAUUGGCCUGCAUUUCAGAGACAAACUGUUUUUAUAAGACUAUUCUUGUCUCUCUCCAAUGUAUGAAUGCUGGACAUGUACUAGGACCUUAGAAGACAGAAUCCUCAAGUUCGGUAUUUUAUAGCAGUUAUUGUCUAGAAAACAAAUAUGCUUGUGUUAAUACAUUUCUACUUUCCCUAAUUUCACACUGGUUGCCUACAUCUUUUUUGCUAUAUGGAAGGCACAUUUUGCACUAUAUUAGUGCAGCAUGAUAGGCCCUUAACCAGUGUUGCCAUAGAAACUGCCUCUUUUCAUAUGGGAUGAAGACAUCUGUGCCAAGAGUGCUGUGGAGACAUUUGCAAGCUUUUGUUCUCUGAAGAGAGUUAGUUCAGUCUUGAUGGUAACAGGAUCGAAUCUGCUAUGACAUCUGCUGUCUGCACUCUCCCUUCUCACUACGGCCACUAUGAAAUUGACAACAUGGCAAGAGUUCAAGUGCUGAAAUCCCUAACCAUCAGCCUCCCAAAGGUGGAACCCCCUGGUUGGGUUGCAAUUGCUCUUGGAAGGCUGUUUCUGAUGAGAUUUAUAUAUUUGUUAUCUUUGUUUUAAAAAAAAAAAAAAAAAAGAAGAAGAAAAAAGAAAAAAGGACUGGUUGUCGUCAUGAUUUUGAGCACAUGGAGAAAAUGGUGUAUCAGUGAUUUUUUUCUAACAAAACAAAUCAAAGUUAGGUGUGAGCUUUUCUUUCUUCCUAAUUUGCUUUCUCCGUGUGAGGUUGGCAUUCUGUCAGGUAGGCCGUAUUUCCCAGUCAUGGCCUUUUGCCCUUCUCAUGGCUGAAAACUGAAGUAGCAUGAUGUUAAAACCUAAAAUUUAAAAAGAGAAGAGUGAAGGAUCUCAUCCAGAGCUUGCUUAAAUAUCUAGAGAAAGGGUUCCAAGCUUUUUAAGCAGAAGAUCAAACAGGACAUGUUCUCAGUCAGGUCUGUAGUUGAGCUCACAACACUGUGACUGUGCAAUGUUGCCAGAGAAGAUACUCAGCGGGAAAAACAGUGACAUCACUGUUUUCCAGUACAGCUUCCUUUCAACAAAAACCAACAGGCUAUAUUUACAUGUCUUAGUUUGCGGACCCACCUUACACUCUAGGAGUUUUUUGUUUUGUUUUGGUUUGGUUUUUCGAGACAGAGUUUCUCUGUGUAGCUUUGUGCCUUUUCCUGGAACUCACGCUGUAGCCCAGGCUGGCCUCGAACUCACAGAGAUCCACCUGCCUCUGCCCUAGGAGCUUUUUUAGAGCUAGCUCUACAUUAUAUAGUUGCUAGUUUUAGGUUGUUUACUCUCUGUCUACCAGAUUUAAUCUCACAGGUCACAAUUUAUAGUCAUUACUUAUGAUUGCUUCGGACAUGGCUCUAUGUUCACUGGUAUAGCCCAGGAAUUGCCACUAUGGGAUAUAUCUCCUUUCUUCUAUAAAGGAAGUUAAACUAUAACAUGAAAAAAAAAACAGUCACAUAUUUCUGGCAGUAACUACUACAAUUAGCCUCUGAUAGGGACCAUUAUGCUUUCCAGUCUUUAAAACACAGUAAACACCUUUUGGGUUUUGUUUUGUUUUGUGUUGUGUUGAUUUGUUUUGUUUUGUUUUGUUUUGUUUUUAAUCUUAAACGUGUCUGUAUUGCUGGAACUGUGGUUUGGGUGGUGAGGUAUUUGCCUUCAUAGACUGAGCAUGAGCUCCCUCUGCUGUCCAUUAGAACAGCCUUUUCUGCAAAGAUUACAAAAGAAUUCUGAGUAAGAGGAUGUUGUCAUCUCCCAAACGAAAAUCUUUAUAUACAAUUCAAUAUGAAAAAAUGUGAUAAUGUUUCUUAUUUAUUCCAAAUGCAAGGCUUUAGAUAAUAAAUGUCAUUUCAAAGAGAGCAGAUGGGAGGGUGAGUUUCACUUUAAGCCAAGGAUUUAGUUGAGGUAAAACAUGAAGAGGAAGAAAAAUAAUAUUGUUAUUCUAAACCUGUGAUUGCUCUCUCUCUCUCUCUCUGUCUCUCUCUCUGUCUCUCUCUCUCUCUCUCUCUCUCUCUCUCUCACACACACACACACACACACACACACACACACACACACACACACAUACACACACAAAAAAAAAUCAGAGGUCUUCCAAAUAAUCCUCAAGUUUAUCUCUUUGGUUAAAAUAAGCUCUGUCUGUCCAAAAUAUUUGAAACAAAAUCCAUUGUGAUUAGGUGAAAAAUUUUAACAAUCUGAUGAAAUGUGGGCAACACCUAGCAAUCUUGAGAUGGGGAAUAAAUUUUUUUUCUUACACAAGCAACAUUUAAGGUAUUUUAUAAAAUGCAAUUAAUUAUAAAGACAAAUCAGUGUUCUCCUACCUGGGACAUAAUAAUAAAAUAAGUUAAGACAUCAAAAGUUAUAAAAUAUUGUGAAGAUGGAAGAUGUUUAUGAAUAAAUAAUUAUAUUUAAAACACUACAUUAAUGUUGGAGACACAUUGGGUAUUCAGUAUCAGGAUAAAUCAAUACUACAUGGAUUCUUGUUAGAAAUGUGGAAAAUAAAAUGUAUCCAUUUGGAUAGUUUGGACAAAGAGUAGGUUAUUAUAAUCAUGUAUAGAUGGCUUUAUUGAGUUUAUAGGGAAAUAAAUACCGGAAUUUCACCAGAACUUUAUUCUCUUGGUUCAUGCAAUAAUUCAGGAGGUAAACAGUAAAACUUCUCUGUUGACCCCUUUGCCUUUCCAAAACAGUCUGUGGGCAGGAAUAAAAGGAGAGGGAGACAUAGAGGGAGGUAAAGAGGGAGAGAAGAAGGGAGGGAGGGAAGGAGGGAGGAAGGAAGGAAGGAAGGAAGGAAGGAAGGAAGGAAGGAAAGAAGGGAGGGGAAGGGGGAGAUUUUCUCCUGGAUUUUAAAAAGAAAGGACAAAUGCAGACAUCUAUAGAAUUUUGCUGGACUGCCCCAGGAAGUGUGGCAUGGCUGAUAUUCCAUGAAAGGGACUGAUUUGCCUAUUCGUCAGUGCCCAUCCAAUAUACUGACUAUAAAUAAGCUCUAUUUCAAAGCUGUUUUGAGUGUAGCUUAAGCUAAUUGAAAAGGAGUACGUUAAAGCAUGUCUUUAAUUAUUUAUAUAGUAAAGCACAAAUUAUUUAUAAGAAGAAAUAUCUAUUGAGUUAUCACAUGUAAGACACUCAGCUGGGCACUUAAUAUUAGUAACGACAUUUGUAUACUUAGGUUGCUAAGACAUGCAAAAGAAAACCAUGCUUCAUGAGAGGCACUUGCAUUGGAACACAUUACCAUAGAUUCUAAGUGUGCUUAGUCUUUUUCCACAGGGGCUCUAACUUUCAAAACAUGCUGUAAGGGGUGGCAAUGGUCACAGUGGCUUAAUCAGAACUGUUAAGUCCCUGAAUAUUUCAAGAUAAAGUCAUUGCUUCUGUAGGAAGAGAGCAGCACUUCCCAUACAUAUGUUUACCUCCUCUGACUUACUGUAUCCCUGGUUCUGUGUGAUGCUUUUCUCUGCCUAGUCUCUCUAAUUCUACCCUCCUAUUUGUUGCUACAACCUUGUCUACUUUUCUCCAAACCACACUUCACUAAAUAUGCCCAAAAUUUGAUAAGGAAAAGUGAAGCAUAUUUAUUAGCUCUUCCUAUUGAAACACAAACGUCAAUUAGAUUGUAAACAUUUUUAUUUCAGUGGACUGCACUUAUCAAAACAAUGAAUAAAGAGUAAAGAAGAGCCAUGUAGGUGGCGUGCCAAGAGAAGAAUAAAAAGAAAGUCUUCAGGGUGAAGAUGUCAAUGUCUGUACUUACAUUGUUACUAGACAGUAUCCUCUUAUUCCCCCUAUUUUCAUCUAAAUCUUUGUUCACUUCCUACUUCACACAACAGGGAAAAAGUCUAAAUCUAUCCCUAAUGAGCAGAAAAGAGAGCCCCUUUCUAGGGAGAGUCCAAGUCUGAAUAGAUUUGCAGAAAUCAUGCUUGCCAGAUGUCCUGGAAUCUCGUUAUCUGUAACGUUCCCGAGUUCAGUUCAAAUGUGUUUUGUCAAGUUUCCCCUUUAAGACUGAGGGAGGAGGCAGCCAGCAGCCCCUGAACAAGUCUCUAAGAGCUCUUGCAGAGCAUGCUUGAGCACUCAGGGUCGAGUCUGGGUGUGAGAACAGACUCUCCCUGCUCCCCUUGUGAUGGUACCCAGCCACCCUGCCAGCCUUCCUGCCUUCAGAUGUCCUGGCUCAGGUCAGGGAUUCGGGCUCCUAACAUUGAGGUGUGGACCCAGCAAGUGGCUUUUUCUUUGUUUUUAUAUUUCUUUUUUGGUUUUUUUUUUUUUAUCAAUAAGCUAUUUGCAAUGAUAAAAAUCAUUCUUGUGUAACAAAGACAGUGGGAAGUGCUUAUGUCUGUAAUAUUAAAUUAAAAAAUGUUAAACAAAUAGAGUUAAAUUUGCAUUUUUAUUCUGUUCUGUCAAGCCAGACCAGAAACCUGGAAACAUCUGAAGCAAGCCACCUUGUCAGUGGGCCAAAACCUACUUUACUUAGAACAUAACUGACUAUAAGUUUUAUUGUUCUGUUUUGUAGUUGUUUGGGUUUCUUUUCUUUGUUUAAGUAUAAUUUAUUUAUUACCUAAUUUGGGGCCUCAAUAAGCUCCCUGGAUAAUUUGUUUUUUGUUUUUGUUUUUUUUUAAUCAAACAUUUAGACUCUCUUUUAGUACAUUUUCCUGUCCCUUUUUAUCACAGAAUUUUUGACGAUAUCAGUAGCCAUUACUGUAAAGUAUAAUUUUAUUAAAUUUGUAAUCAAUCUUUCUUUAAAUUAUAUUGCUCUAAGUGGGUAUACUUUUGUUAAUUUAACUACCUGAAUAUUUAUUUUGCUAGAGUAAGGAGGCAACUGUCUGUGAAUCUUUUGUUAAUAUUUCUUUGUAAAUUGUGUAAUGUAAUUUAUUUUAAAUUAUGUAUACUUAUUUUUUAAUGCACAAGAUAUCUAUGUACAAGUAACUGCAGACUGGCAAAUACUGUCACUGAGCUUUGUGCAGCUAAUGUGGAUGGCGUGUGGAGAUGUAAUGUGCUUUUCUACAUUUUCAUAUGGGUUAUUUGUAAAUAUCUAUAUUGCUGACAGACAUAAAUCGGAAGUCAUUUUCAUUCUAA
This is a messenger RNA of Peromyscus californicus insignis, 10961 nucleotides long. RefSeq names its product thrombospondin type 1 domain containing 7A (gene Thsd7a). Lineage: Eukaryota; Metazoa; Chordata; Mammalia; Rodentia; Cricetidae. Gene Ontology annotation, cellular component: plasma membrane. The record is from RefSeq and is a predicted model, not a curated record. Gene Ontology annotation, biological process: actin cytoskeleton organization. The transcript has 28 exons. The coding region runs from base 379 to 5319 and encodes 1646 amino acids.